AAGGAUGGAUGGCUGGCUGAAGAAGACAUGGAUGGAUGAAGGAUGGAUGGCUGGCUGAAGAAGACAUGGCUGGGUGGAUGAAGGAUGGACAGAGGGCCGGCCAGAAGAAGGAAGGACGAGCACCCCUCACCCCCCCACUCCCCCAGGCCCGGCCAGAUGACGGCUCCCCCCGUUCUCCUCCUCCUCCUCCUCAGCCACACAGACGAGUGGGGACCCCUGGGGACGUGGGGGUCACCCACGAGACCCCCGGAUGGGCUGCUCUACCCCUUCGGGCCGGAGGUUGGGGACGAGGCCACCCCCCAUGAAGACGACGGGAUGAGCCCCGAGAUCUUCCUCUGGGAGACCUUCUCCUUCUACGGACGUCCCCACCGCUCCCUCUAUGUCAACAACAAUGGGGUGGUGUCCUUUGGGACCGGGGUCCCCGAGUUCACCCCCGAGCCCUUCCCGUUGCCCGGCCACCGCCCCUUCGUGGCUCCGUACUGGGCCGACGUGGACACCAGACUGGGAGGUGACGUCUUCUACCGGCAGAGCCGGGAGCCGGAGCUGCUGGCCCGCCUGACCCGUGACCUGGCCACCGCCGCGACGCCCUCAGAGCCUCCCCCUCGACCCACCUGGGCUUUCGUGGCCACCUGGGAUCGCGUCUCCUACUUUGGGGCCGCCUCCAAGAAGGUCAACACCUUCCAGGCCGUGUUGGCCACCGACGGGGCCACCUCCUACGUCGUCCUCAACUACGGGGACAUCCAGUGGACCACGGGCAUCUCCAACCAGGGCGACGCCCACACGGGCCUGGGGGGGACCCCCGCCCAGGCCGGGUUCAACAGCGGGGACGACGUCCACUACUACAACAUCCCGGGCUCGCGCUCGCCGGCGGUGCUGACCAUCGGCCGCCGGAGCAACGUGGGGGUGCCGGGACGCUGGAUCUUCCGCGUGGACGAAUUCACGGCUACCGAGGUCCCCCCCGUCACCCCCUCGCCCCCCCCGGCCCAGGGCGGGACCACCAAGAAGAGGGUGUACAUCUGCGAGUGAAGGACACGUCACCCUGGGGGACGCGUCACCACGGGAACAGCAAUAAAGAGUCGCCCAGCAGCACGUGGCGGGGGUGUGUGUGUCACGCGUGUCCCCAGCCACACCGUGACACGGCCGGUGACACCCGGCACCCACACGGUGACGCAGCCGGUGACAACCGGCACCCGCAUUGUGAUACAGAUGGUGACACCCGGUGACACCCAGCACCCACACUGUGACACAGCCGGUGUCACCUGGCACCCACAUUGUGCUACAGCCGGUGACACCUGGUGACACCCGGUGACACCCGGUGACACCCGGCACCCACACAGUGACACAGCCUGUGUCACCCAGUGACACCCAGGACCCACAUUGUGACACAGCCGGUGACAACCAGCACCCACACCGUGACACAGCCGGUGUCACCUGUCACCUACGCCAUGAUACAGCUGGUGA
Messenger RNA from Chroicocephalus ridibundus (black-headed gull), 1461 nucleotides. RefSeq names its product sushi, nidogen and EGF-like domain-containing protein 1. The record is from RefSeq and is a predicted model, not a curated record. NCBI's taxonomy places the organism in Eukaryota, Metazoa, Chordata, Aves, Charadriiformes, Laridae. Gene Ontology annotation, biological process: cell-matrix adhesion. The transcript has 6 exons. Bases 85 to 1026 code for a protein of 313 amino acids.